GGACCAUUGUAAAUUAAGACUUAUUCACUAAACGGUUUAAGAAAAAAAAAAAUCACAUAUACGAAGUAGACAGCUCUUAAAAUACUUAAAUAAUAUGGUAGGGAUAUGGAAUGCACCACAUUGUACGUCUGUUCUAUAUAAUCAAUGUGUCUAAACUAAUGUAAAAUACUGUGCAUCGACCAUAACUAGCAUAAACUGCCCUUACAAACUAUAACAAAUAUUUCUAUGUACAUAGGAUAUUUACAUUAUUAGAAUACUCGUUUUUUAACAUUUCGAAAUUUGCUUGAUAUUCGUUUUCGCGAACCUGUGAUCGUUGAUAUGAUAUUGUCUUGUCAUUUCAGGAAACCAAAGUUCCGUCUUUGGGAGCGUUCGUCAUCGGCACCGUGCUCGGAUGGUCGUCACCGACCCAGAAGAUGCUGGAGGAUGGCACCGCGGUGGACUUCGAAGUGUCGCCGAUGGCCGCUGCGACCGCGUGCUCAAUGUUCGGCGUGGGCGCGGUUAUUGGCGCGGUGCCGGCGGGCGCGGUGUCCGCGGUGUUCGGGCGCCGCGUGUCGCUGAUCAUCGGCGAGUCGAACGUCGUCUUGGGCUGGCUGAUGAUCACUUUCCCGACAGCCACGCGCAUGCUGUACGUGGGACGGACACUGCAGGGCGUCGGAUGCGGUGCAAUGUGCACCAUAAUACCAAUGUACGUCGGAGAGAUAGCGGAACCCGAGAUACGAGGUUUCCUUGGAGGUUUACACCAAUUAUUUAUAGUGUCCGGCAUUUUGUUCUCGUAUAUCUUCGGCAAUUUUUUGACUUACACUCAACUCAAUAUGGCUUGUGGCGUUUGGAUGGUAGUGCACUUAUUGGCGAUGUUGUACGUUCCGGAGUCGCCGUAUUUUCUCAUCCGGGAUGACAAAAGAGUGCGCGCUGAAGAAGCGUUAGCACGACUACGGGAUCCUAAUCACGACUGUAAGUCUGAACUCGAAGAGAUUCAGAAGUUCGUGGAGGAAGAGCAGAAAAAUAGUUAUACAGCGCGUGAGGUGUUGGAAAAGAACGUGAACCGUAGGGCGUUAACGAUCGGUAUUGGUUGCAUGUUUUUCCAACAGAUGACUGGCAUCAACGUGAUCAUAUUCUACCUAAAACAUAUAUUUGAAAAUUCAGGCAGUGAAAUUAGUCCAGAGCUCUCGACAACCGUUGUUGGCACAAUACAACUCGUUAUGACGUUUGUAUCCAUGAUGAUCACAGAUAAGUUUGGCAGACGUUCGCUAAUGGUUUACUCAAUGACUUCAAUGGGCAUCUGUUUUUUAGCACUGUCAUAUUAUUUCUUUGCGAAAAAAUACAAUCCUCGCGUGGCUGAUUCACUGGACUGGUUACCACUCAUAACCAUUGUUUUGUAUAUAUCUAUGUACUCAAUUGGUUGUGGUCCCAUACCGUACAUAAUUAUAGGAGAAAUAUUCUCAUCGGAACUCAAAUCUAUGGGUACAGGUAUGUCCAUAGCCACUAAUUGGACAGUUGUUUGGUUGGUGACGUGUUUAGCUAACCCUAUGGAUACGUUUAUUGGGCCAAGUGGAACGUUUUUUGUUUACUCGGGAUUUUGUUUUUUGGGCAUGUUGUUCGUUGUCAAUCGUGUCCCGGAGACUAAAAAUCGAUCUCUAGCUGAAAUUCAAUUUGAACUCGAAAAGAACUAGUCAUUCAAAAGAGUACGAUAUUAUUGUUAUAAAAUUGUAAGACAUGUGUAAUUAUAGUUAAAAUUAAAUUAAUAUAUCUUAUACUUGA
This is a messenger RNA of Sipha flava (yellow sugarcane aphid), 1758 nucleotides long. Its product is annotated as facilitated trehalose transporter Tret1-like. Bases 414 to 1670 code for a protein of 418 amino acids. Gene Ontology annotation, molecular function: sugar transmembrane transporter activity. Gene Ontology annotation, cellular component: membrane. The transcript has 6 exons. Gene Ontology annotation, biological process: transmembrane transport; carbohydrate transport. Lineage: Eukaryota; Metazoa; Arthropoda; Insecta; Hemiptera; Aphididae. The record is from RefSeq and is a predicted model, not a curated record.